UUCGAAAUUUUGAAAAUGAUUCGAAUCGUUCUUUUGUUUCUUCUGAUCGCACUCGCGCUCUCAGCCAGAGAACCGCGCCAAAUAACUUUAGCCAACCAAGGGACGAUAGCGGGCAUGUACCUCACAAGAUUCAGGACUAAAAGGAUAGCUGCGUACGUAGGGAUACCCUAUGCCCAGCCUCCUAUAGAUUUCAGAAGAUUCACGGCCCCAGAAUACACAGAUUUGCCACAGUGGGAGGGGAUCAAAAACGCAACGAUAUACGCGCCGGAUUGUAUGCAAAGUGAGCCCAAGAGGGAAGAUGUGCUCAUUCCUUGGCAUAAACACGACGAGUUGUUUUCGAAGCUUCUGGAUGCGCAGUUGGAGGAGCCGAGGAAGAAGGAAAUAUCGGAGGAUUGUUUGUACUUGAACGUGUACGUCCCGGACGACUUCAAGGUGGAGGGGUACCCGACGAUGGUUUACUUCCAUGGCGGUGACUUCGUGCGCGGGAGUCCUCAAAGCAUCAAUCCGUUCCAACUGGUGCUAAAACAAAAGGUGAUCUUCGUAACAGUAGCCUACAGGUUGAACAUAUUUGGCUUCUUCUCAACCCUAGACAACGAGGCGCCAGGAAACUUUGGUCUUUUAGACCAAGCAGCUGCAUUACAAUGGGUCCAGAACAACAUUGAGAGUUUCGGCGGAGAUCCAAACAACAUCUGCAUAUUCGGCCAUGACGCUGGUGCAGUUAGUGUUGGUCUCCAUCUUGUAUCUUCUUAUUCUGCAGGACUCUACCAGAAAGCUAUAGCUAUGAGUGGCAACGUCCUCUCACCAGAAACUGUCAAUAUAGCACGAAAAGAACUUGUAACCGUGGAUAAGGUAGCCAGCGCCUUCAGUUGUUUCCGAAAACCAACUCACCAACUGCUAGAAUGUUUGAGAAGAGUCAACAGCCAAGCUCUUUUGGAUUUAGGCGAACCACUAGCAGAAUGGAAGCCUAUCGUUGAUGCUGGAUUCAGUAAUACAUCCUCACCGUUUCUGCCAGAACUACCAAGUAAACUCUUCAAGGAUAAAAUCUUCUCCGCUGUACCGGUUCUAACUGGUUAUACGAACAUGGAAGAUGCUCUUCUGCUGCACAACGAAGGUGAUGAAUCUGGUAUUAGUCAGCGAGAAUAUGAUAUUAUGAGAGAAGAAGUGGUCCUUUCUGAUAUAACAGUAGAUAACAGUUCUUGCUUCACAAACCAACAUCACAUACAAGACGCAGUCGCGUUCUUCUACAAACCGAUACCGCCUACUUCAAAUGAAACUAUUUUGCGAAAGCUCUUUUUGGAUUUUUACACAGAUAAAGUGCACGGUGCCACUACUUACCAACUGGCUAAGCAUCUGUGCGAGCAAGCUCCAGUAUAUUUGUACAGAUUUGAUUUGAAGCCUUUCUCGGAUAUAGCAAAUGAAGGAAUUCCAGAGUGGAUAGGGGUGCCGCAUAAUUUUGAUCAGAUAUUUGUUUUCGGACUUCCACACCUAGCUUUGCCGAAAGAUUUGGACAAAUGGGACUACCGAGAUAAAAGCAUAUCAGAAAUCAUCAUGAAAAUGUGGUCCAAUUUCGCCUGGUACUCGAACCCUACGAAUUCUGGGGUCAUUAUUGAUUGGGAGCCGUUCGAAAUAGAGAAACCUGGCUACUUAAUAAUUGACCGGCAAAAUUUCACAAUGAGCACUUCAGAGACGAUUAAUUAUAAAGCGUUCGAGUUUUGGACAGAUUUCUACCCAAAAGUUGUGGAAAUUGGAACGAAAUGUUGUAAAGAAGUUGCGGACGACUCCGGCACAGAUUCCAUUAUCAUGUCAUUGACCUUGGUUUCGGGGCAACGACCCUCGUUCGCUGGAAGCAGGCCCAUUGGCUUUCCCGAAGUUGAGAAGACCACCACCGAAGGAUUGGGGAACAGAUUUGGUGAGGAUGACGUCUCAACAACAACUAUACGCCUGCCCAUAGAAGCGAACGGCGACAGAGACCUGGUAGACCGCCUCAGCAAGCUACCAGUAGACCAGCAACCGUUCUGGUUCAUCAACUGGCAAGCCUACGAAGCCCAUCGGCAGAAACCGCAGACCUUCCCCCAGAAACCAAACGUCUUCGUCGACCCGUUGAGCAACCAGCAACCAACUCAACAGAACUUUAAUCAACAGACGACCGGUUUCACCCAACAGGCAACCAGUUUUAGUCAAGCCCCAACUAAUUUCAACCAAGCUACAACCAGUUUUAACCGACCCCCUACCAAUGUGAACCAGGUCCCAGUGAGUUCAAACCAAGCCAAUUCUGUUCUCGUCAACCGGUUCUCUGAUAAUGAUUUGGUUAGUGAACCAGUUACCGUAAGAACGCCCAAUACUUUGGAAGACCUGUACAAUUCUGGAAGGAUAAUAGCUGUGGCGAAUGCAGAUGGAACGACUUCAUGGCAAAUCGUGGACAAGAAUGUAGUUGCUGCGUUAGAAAGGAUUAAAAAUAAACAGCAAUUGUUGUAAAUAAAACAGAGUAUGAGUUUGGGAGGUGAGGGGAUUCUGACUUAGCAACACAAAGAACACAAAAUGUAGCUAAAUCAAUGGAAUUUUGUAAAGAAAUCUGCAAAAAUGACUAUAAAGAAUCCCAAUUGUGAUUAGUAAUGUGCACUCCCAAUGCAAAUCUUGCCUAAAUUAAUUAGUUAUUUAUUGUAAAAUGAAAAUAAAAAUACAAUUUUGAAAGUAAUAAACCGUUAUAUUGACUUUUUAAAUAAAUAAAACUUAAUUACUAA
Ostrinia nubilalis (European corn borer) is the source of this 2741-nucleotide messenger RNA. RefSeq names its product fatty acyl-CoA hydrolase precursor, medium chain. Gene Ontology annotation, molecular function: signaling receptor activity; neurexin family protein binding. NCBI's taxonomy places the organism in Eukaryota, Metazoa, Arthropoda, Insecta, Lepidoptera, Crambidae. Bases 16 to 2475 code for a protein of 819 amino acids. Gene Ontology annotation, biological process: postsynaptic membrane assembly; synaptic vesicle endocytosis; modulation of chemical synaptic transmission. The transcript has 5 exons. The record is from RefSeq and is a predicted model, not a curated record. Gene Ontology annotation, cellular component: plasma membrane; synapse; cell surface.